GUAACGGACUUAGUACAAUAGUGUUUAAAGCGCACAACACUGUUAAAUAUUACGAUUCUUUUUUUAUUUUGCUGGAAACAUAUAUUGGUCAUUUAAAAUCAAGAGAUAAAACAACUUAACGGAUAUUAAUAUAAAAGGAUAUCAGCUGUGCUUUUUAAUGAGGAAGACUGUUAAUGAGCAUCUUCAUUUUAUGAAAUAUUUUUUAAGACUCAUCAUCAACACUGGAUGCACAAACAUUGUAAAAAUGCCAUCAUUUUGUUAUUCUUAUAUGUUAGUAAUGUUUUCAUUGAUAUCCUUGAAAUCGGGUAUCUGUGAAGAGCCCCAAUGCCAGCGAUACUAUAUGGAGGAAAGGAUUCUCGAGAAAAUUAUGUCGAUAGAUUUAAAGCUGGAACACACAGCAGUGAAAAUAAAAGAUCUAGGAGACAAUCAACAAUGUAAGAAAAAGAAUUCAGUCAGCCGUCUAAAUACAUCUUCAAGUGAUUCGCACGAUAAACGUUGCACUUUCCAGCAAGAUAAAGGAUCUUUUCGGCAUUACAGGUUUGAUACACCUUUAACAAGUGCACUGCGGAUAGAGGAUUUGGAAACAGACGGCUGGCAAAUGGUAUUCCGAGCAACAUCUAGCAUUGGUCACAAUGUGUUCAAUGCUUGGACAACAGGCAAAGGUUCUUGUGAUGUCAAACCUGUUACGAUGGAAAGAUCCUACGCAUGUCACUACCGUAACAGUGUCAUUACGGACUGGUCCAACCUUGGUAUCAAGUACGUCAAAUACGCUUUCUUCGAUACAGACAGGGAGGUGGCUCAUGUGAUUUUUGAUGGUGUGGGCAGUAACAUCAUUACCUGGUUUGACAAGAGUAGAGUAAUAUCUGCAAGCUGGUCCGAUCUAACAUCUAUGCAUGAAUACAAUUUUUUUUCAAUGAAAGGGUAUCAUGAACGAAGAUUUCACAUAAAUCGAGCUUACAAUGGCUGCGAUGAACACACUGGACACAUGAUUGUAAUUGACACUGACACCCCUUUAGGAUGUGACUGGGAUAGACACCCCGUCUAUCCGCAGUUUCUUUAUUCACAGAUAAACUCAGUAGACUACUGGAAUAGACGGUUUGGCAGAGCAGACUAUAUGGCGAUUUAUUUGAAAACAGAGUAACGUUUUAGACACGUCAUGCAAAUACAGUGUGCAUAAAGACUGGUUAGAGAAUAGAAAAUUUUCGAAUGAUUUCAGUUUUCAGUUUAAUUAUUUGUUGAAAGUAA
Mercenaria mercenaria is the source of this 1245-nucleotide messenger RNA. RefSeq lists its product as uncharacterized. NCBI's taxonomy places the organism in Eukaryota, Metazoa, Mollusca, Bivalvia, Venerida, Veneridae. The transcript has 3 exons. The record is from RefSeq and is a predicted model, not a curated record. Bases 158 to 1141 code for a protein of 327 amino acids.